Messenger RNA from Striga asiatica, 774 nucleotides. NCBI's taxonomy places the organism in Eukaryota, Viridiplantae, Streptophyta, Magnoliopsida, Lamiales, Orobanchaceae. The record is from the annotation of a GenBank genome assembly.
AUGCAUGCGAACCAUGUACUUGUAGCCUUUUUCUACACUGAACGACCACGUCAUAUUCACAUUGGGGAUAGAAUUAUCGGAGCUCUUUAUUACUCUUGCGGUGUUGUAAACGUUAUCCGGCCCAACUUCCCGACUAGCGCCACCUGUCCGGUAGAAUUCAGGUACUCAUCGUCCGUGACCCAAGUCCUCCACAGAGAAUCAUUAAAAGGCGUCACUUUGAACCCUCCCACGUUCACUCUAUGCACAGUCUCAAACCCAUUUAUCAACAACCCAUCAACCUUCUCAUUCUUUCCAAAAUCAACCAGCUGCGCCACGUCAGCAAUCAGAUCUCGCGGAGCAGAGAUCACCUCAAUGGCGUUCACAAAUCCGAUUUUUGAUUUAUCCGAGGGUACGAACCUCGUCGGCGGCGGCGGCGAUCGGGAUCGCGAACUCCUUAAUCACGGGGAAAUCGCCGCUUUGGGGGAUACGAUAAUUGCGCAGCAGCAAAAAUCCGUCGACCAGGACAUGAAAUUCAGACUCGUGCAAAUUGUGGCAAUCGUUUUCAAUCGGGUAGAAGUGGAGGCGUACCAGGUGGUGGGUGGUCCCGCGGUCUCUGAUGGGGAAAACGUAGUGCGCGGGCCGAUCGAAGGCUCUGGCGGUGGCGUAGAGCUGGGACGAGGGUACAUGAGCUGGAUCCGAGCUCUCGAUCAUUAUCGUCCGCGUGGAGGUGAGAAAUCGGGAAUCGUCGCGGGCGAAGGCCCGGUGAUCGAAGUCCCGCGUAACGGGCACGCGUGA